Messenger RNA from Diatraea saccharalis (sugarcane borer), 720 nucleotides. NCBI's taxonomy places the organism in Eukaryota, Metazoa, Arthropoda, Insecta, Lepidoptera, Crambidae. The record is from the annotation of a GenBank genome assembly.
AUGCGGGAGUUAAGAGUCUUGCAAGGACCGGUCAACGCAUAUCUGGUAAAAAAUCACCCAUGUUGCCAAGAGCCGAACGAAAAUCUGACGCUGGCGUUGAUGAUAGACGCAUUCGAGAUCUACGGCCACGACCCCACAGAUAAGUUAGAUCACCUGGCUCACUAUCAGAUAGAGAUGAUGAAGAUAAAGAAGGCACCAGACCAGUAUAUUAUAAAUGAACGUGUACAUAUUGCAACAGACCAUUUGGCAAGAUUCAUUCAUAUGCAUAUAAAGGAGCUGAAGGUACUCCUAAUAGCCUUGGAAGAUACAAUCGAUAAUAUGCUUACCAUGUAUGACAAUCACAACGCAAUAAAGACGGAGAGGGUAGCCACAUACAACUCCCAAGCUGGUGGAGCUGUACCUUCCGAGUUUUAUCUGAGCCAAGAAUAUUAUUGCGGUAAGAACGUGUACAUAUUCUUAUCGGAGCUGUACAGUGAUAUUUAUCAAAUGGGACGAGGACCAGCCCCCUACUGCAAGGAUAGGGGGUUCCACUUCCUUGGGUUCGUUCAUUUUAUGGAUGAAAAGCGAUAUUACUUGGAGGAGGACCCCACUAUCGUCUUUCAAAUAGACAAUUAUAUACACGGGCUGGAAUGUCACCUCGGCAUCUGCAUUUUUAGCUCCUUGACUGCAUUUGUCUCUAAUGUAACAUUUGGAGACGUUACAAGUUGUCUCAAGUGCUAG